AUGUUUUCGAACGGUCGUAUUUCGUGCAGUGACUUCUUUGGAGUACAGCAAAAUAUGGAUAACUCUGCGUAUGUGCCGAAUCAUCUACCGCCGCCGUCCCUGGUCGUGUUUUCACAGGCCGGGGGGCUGCCAGAGGCUCUGAGAAUGCAAAGACCCUUCAAUCCACAAGUGACUGAUUCGAAGGAUCUCCAAGUGCCAUUCAGCACGGCGGCUUCUCUCGGCUACGGUCUUCAUCAUAUGCUCCACUUGCCGCCACAAUUUUUGCACCCUUUGGAUCAUCGUUUACCGUUCGGCGGGUUCAGGCCCCUCGGCCCGUCUGCCUUCGCUCCGCCGAGCAAGUGCUUGAAAGUAGAGACCGGAAACGGGCCGGUAACCAGCUCCGGAUUACCAAGCAUCGGUUCCCUCUCGAGCAUGUCAAAUAUGUUCUCCCCGUCGUCGCUUUCUUCCGCAAGCGGAGGUGCUGUUGUGUCCGUUUCUGGCGCUGCGGCUAGUAUCGGAGGCGUCGGAGGAGGCGCGAGCGCCGCGACGGCACAGGAAGUCGCACCUCAGAGCCCCGCUGGCUCUACCAGCCGAUCGCCGACUGGGACCGGAACCGGCUCGGUCCCAAAUCGCGGUACCACACCGGAGGACGAAGAUCGGGAUGCGAACGCCACGCCUGGCUCUGAGAACACCGAGCGAUCCACGCCUGAGGAGGGACGACCUUAUCGACUGGGGCCUGUGUUCGGGGGCCGAUGCGGCGCGGAGGCGCUCGGGCUGGGGUUAGGGCUGUCACUGGGCCCGGCCUACAGGUUCGCUCUGCCCCCGGGACUCGCUGCCAAGACCACCCGCUGCCUUGUAUUCGACCAAGGUAGGCCUACCAGCCAUCUUCAUUACCGCUAG
Messenger RNA from Habropoda laboriosa, 879 nucleotides. RefSeq lists its product as uncharacterized. The coding region runs from base 1 to 879 and encodes 292 amino acids. Lineage: Eukaryota; Metazoa; Arthropoda; Insecta; Hymenoptera; Apidae. The record is from RefSeq and is a predicted model, not a curated record. The transcript has 4 exons.